AUGCAAAAAUACUUCGGCUUGAGAGGGAAGUCCCUCAGUAACGCCUUGGUAUGGACAGUGAUCAUGCCUGCAUACACUCUAUUUGGCUACCUCGCAGGUGUAGCUGGAGGGCUCCUCGAGCUUCCCUCAUGGACCGCCAUGUUCCCUCAAAUGGACACUGUCAACACAAUAGGUGCACAAAAGUCGCAUAAUACACAGAUCCAGGGGACCGUGGUCGCAAUUUACACUUUAGGUUGCCUCAUGGGCUCUUUAUCCUGCAUUGGGAUUGGAGACAAGCUUGGUAGAAGACGAACGAUCAUGCUCGGAUCUCUUAUCACCUGCAUUGGCUCAAUACUGCAGUCAUCUUCCUUUUCAUUUCCGCAACUAAUAGCGGGGAGGAUUAUUACUGGUCUUGGUUUUGGGCUUAUUAGUGCUACGGCGCCGAACUGGCAAACCGAAUGCAGUCGCACCAGUCAUCGGGGCUUCGUGGUUAUGCUUGAGGGUCUAUUCAUAUCAGCAGGUCUCGCAAUUUCUGGUUGGGUGAACUAUGGGAUGUCCCAUACCUCUGGUGAUAUAUCAUGGAGGUUUCCGCUAGCCUUUUCUUGCGUCUUCUGCAUUGUAGUAUUCUUAUCAAUGCCAUUGUGGCCAGAAUCUCCUAGAUGGCUCGUGCAAAAAGGGAGAAUUGACGAAUCGAAAUACGUGCUUGCCGCGCUUGGUGAUAUACCCAUAGAUAGCCCCCAGGUCCUCGACGAUAUUGCAAAGAUCCGAGUCUCGUUGGAGGAGACUGCUGGAGGAAGCUUCCGAGAUAUCUUCCGCAACGGACCUGCCCGUUUCGCCAACCGGGCGUUUAUCGCUGCUGCUUCGCAAUGUUUUCAGCAGAUGAGUGGUAUCAAUGGCGUAGCGUUCUAUCAAACCAAGAUCUUCCGGACAUACUUGGGACUCUCAGCAGAUAAUGCAGCUAUUCUUUCGGCCAGCGUUUUUACCUGGCAAACGAUAAUUGCACCAGUCGGUGUAUUUACAAUUGAACGGUUUGGUCGACGGAAGCUCAUGAUGUUUGGAGCGGCAGGAAUGGGCAUGUGCAUGGCUAUUAUAGCUGGAUGCGUGUCUCAUCCUUCGGACCUAAAAGCAGUCCAUGCGGCGAUCGUCUUCGUUUACCUAUUCAGUUUUUUCUUCGUCACUGGCUAUCUAGGUUUGACGUUCCUUUAUUCGUCCGAGAUUGCACCUCUCAGUGUCAGAACGCCGAUUACAGCUUUGUCAACGACAUCAACAUGGGUGUUUACCUUCACGGUAGUCGAGGCAACUCCACCUGGUUUUGAUUCUUUAGGGUGGCGGUACUUCAUUGUAUAUGCGGUCUUGAAUUUGUGUCUUCUAUUACCGACAAUAUAUUUCCUCUUUCCAGAAACGCAAGGUCUGGACUUAGAGAGUAUAGAUCGUAUUUUCCUCGGCAGCCAAAAUGUCUUUCAAACUAUUCGAGUCGCAGAAAAAUUACGGCUGGAGGCCAUUCCCAGCGAGGAAAACAACCUAUCAGGUCGACAAGAAGCAGACUUGGAAGCCAAAGAUGUAGGGGAAACCAAACAUGUAACAUAG
Molecule: messenger RNA, 1566 nt
Organism: Talaromyces rugulosus
Lineage: Eukaryota; Fungi; Ascomycota; Eurotiomycetes; Eurotiales; Trichocomaceae
Exons: 5
Coding region: 1-1566 (521 amino acids)
Biological process (GO): transmembrane transport; carbohydrate transport
Cellular component (GO): membrane
Molecular function (GO): carbohydrate:proton symporter activity
Source: RefSeq, a predicted model, not a curated record